This is a messenger RNA of Daucus carota subsp. sativus, 1269 nucleotides long. RefSeq names its product (+)-neomenthol dehydrogenase. The coding region runs from base 238 to 1143 and encodes 301 amino acids. The transcript is spliced from 4 exons. The record is from RefSeq and is a predicted model, not a curated record. Gene Ontology annotation, cellular component: membrane. Lineage: Eukaryota; Viridiplantae; Streptophyta; Magnoliopsida; Apiales; Apiaceae.
ACGUAUGCACGUUUCUAUUUAUUUAUUACUAUUACAACUGCCGGUGACUUGCAGGCUGUCGUAGCCUUUAAAUAUGUGCAGCGAUCCAGUCUAGUCUUCCACUGGUUUAUCAGUUUUGAAGAAAUCCAUUACGACUUUGUAAACCAUAAUUCGAUAUAUAUAGGGCGAGAGAUGACACUUAAUAUCAACCAUAACAUUGUACUACAUCACAACUAAUUGCAUCUCACACAAGCACAAAUGAAUUCCAAGGAACCGAACACCACCUCCUCCUUUCCUUCUUUCCCUUCCACCAGAUGGUGGUCGAAGGAGACGGUGGCUGUAGUGACCGGAGCAAACAAGGGAAUCGGCUAUGCCAUGGUGAAAAGGUUGUCGGAAUUGGGAGUGACAGUCAUCUUAACAGCCAGGGAUAAUGCAAGGGGAUUGAAGGCUGUUGAAACACUAAAAGGUUUAGGAUUCGAUGUGUUUUUUCAUUGCUUGGAUAUUUCUGAUCAUGCCUCCAUCUUGGACUUUGCUUCUUGGUUUAAACAUCAAUUCGGACAGCUUGACAUACUGGUGAAUAACGCUGCAAUAUCUUACAAUGAGAUUCACGAAAACUCCGUGGAACAUGCAGAUGAAGUUAUACAGACAAAUUAUUAUGGACCAAAGGCACUAAUUGAGGCUCUCUUUCCUUUCUUUUCUCGGUCGAUGACAACAACUCGAGUGCUCAAUCUUAGCUCAAGACUCGGCUUGUUAAACAAGUUAAAAAAUCCCGAAAUUAAAAAGAUACUUUUAUACGAAGAAAAACUUUCUGAGGAUUUAAUUGACGACAUAGUGAAAUUAUUUAUCGAUGACGUGAAGAAAGGGCAGUGGAAGAGUCGCGGUUGGCCUGAAAAUUGGACGGAAUAUGCUGUUUCAAAACUAGCACUAAAUGCAUAUUCAAAGGUAUUGGCUAAUCGUUACCAAGGGCAAGGUUUAAGUGUUAAUUGUUUUUGUCCAGGUUACACUCAAACAUCUAUGACCCAUGGAACUGGAAAUUAUACUGCGGAUGCGGCCGCCGAGUUAGGAGUGAAUAUUGUAUUGAUUCCGGCUAAAGAUUUACCAACCGGAAAAUUUUUCUUGAGGUCUAGUCGUGGUGUAUAUAAUGAUGCUUAUUCUAAACUAUAAGGAUGAAACAAUAUAAUACAGGAUAAUGCAUAGGGUUAUCUAUACUAUACUAUAAUAAGCCAACAUGGGUAUAAUUUGUAGUCGUACAAAAUUUUGGUAUGGUCAUGUCUUAGUUAUGUUUUUUUA